Messenger RNA from Conger conger (European conger), 1230 nucleotides. It is a transcript of the gene memo1, whose product is annotated as mediator of cell motility 1. The transcript has 9 exons. The record is from RefSeq and is a predicted model, not a curated record. Lineage: Eukaryota; Metazoa; Chordata; Actinopteri; Anguilliformes; Congridae. Bases 316 to 1209 code for a protein of 297 amino acids.
UCGAGUUAUGCCAAACCACUACCGGCUAUCAGUACCUUUCUGUGAAGAAAACUGGUCUGAGCUUUUGUUCUGCUCUUCAAUUAAAAUCAAUCAAUCGGUUAUUUUUUUUGUUCCACAGACUAUAUUUUGGGAAAUUAUAUUUCCAGUAGUUUAAUUGCCGUUUAACAUUUAAAACACACACACAUCUUUCACUCUUGUUAGUCAUAAACUAGCAGGCUAGCUAGCUAGCUAGCAUUUUUUCCCUCUUUUCGUCCGUGUUUCUACUUUUUCCUGAUAAGGUUUUAUCAGACCAAGAUAGGCGGCUCGGGCACUAAGAUGUCGAACCGAGUGGUGUGCAGAGAAGCAAGUCAUGCCGGCAGCUGGUACACCGCCUCAGGAUCCCAGCUGAACACGCAGUUGGAAGGCUGGCUGUCUCAGGCCCAGUCCACAAAAGGACCGGCCAGAGCCAUCAUAGCACCGCAUGCUGGGUACACUUACUGUGGGGCGUGUGCGGCUCAUGCCUACAAACAAGUGGACCCUUCCAUCACACGGAGGGUGUUCAUCCUUGGCCCCUCCCAUCACAUCCCGCUGUCCCGCUGCGCCCUCUCGCCCGCCGAGGUCUACAGAACGCCGCUCUACGACCUGAGAAUCGACCAGAAGGUUUACGCUGACCUCUGGAAAACGGGGAUGUUUGAGCGCAUGAGUCUGCAGACGGAUGAAGACGAGCACAGCAUCGAGAUGCACCUGCCUUACACCGCAAAAGCCAUGGAGAGCCAGAAAGACAGCUUCUCCAUCGUCCCCGUGCUGGUGGGAGCUCUGAGCGAGUCCAAGGAGCAGGAGUACGGGAAACUGCUCAGCAAGUACCUGGCCGACCCAACAAACCUCUUUGUGAUUUCGUCAGACUUCUGCCAUUGGGGGCAUCGAUUCCGUUACACUUACUACGACGAGGCCCAGGGGGAGAUCUACAGAUCAAUUGAGAACCUGGAUAAAAUGGGCAUGGGCAUUAUAGAACAGCUGGACCCGAUCUCCUUUAGCAACUACCUGAAGAAAUAUCACAACACUAUCUGUGGCCGCCACCCCAUCGGAGUGCUGCUCAAUGCCGUCGCCGAGCUGAAGAAGACGGGCUUGGACAUGGACUUCUCCUUCCUGAACUACGCCCAGUCCAGCCAGUGCCGGACCUGGCAGGACAGCUCCGUGAGCUACGCGGCCGGGGCGCUGACCGUGCACUGAGACCCCCCCGCCCCACGCCCC